This is a messenger RNA of Ylistrum balloti, 2103 nucleotides long. Its product is annotated as protein eyes shut homolog. Bases 1 to 2007 code for a protein of 668 amino acids. Gene Ontology annotation, molecular function: calcium ion binding. The record is from RefSeq and is a predicted model, not a curated record. NCBI's taxonomy places the organism in Eukaryota, Metazoa, Mollusca, Bivalvia, Pectinida, Pectinidae. The transcript is spliced from 7 exons.
AUGAGUGUAAGGGACAUUACUGUCACAGACCUGGUACAAGUCAUUGUGAAAAUAGUCCUUGGAACCUACCGUUGUACAUGUAACAGUGGCUGGACUGGACGUAACUGUUCACAAGAUAUUGACGAAUGCCAACAUAAUCCCUGUGAACACGGAGGCACGUGUAACAACACGAUCGGGUCCUACACGUGCGCGUGUCAAGGAUUCAGUGGACACAAUUGUGAGAAUGACAUCAACGAGUGCCAACAUACCAAAUGUCCACAUAAAAACAUGCACUGCGUAAACAGUGUUGGGUCCUACACGUGUCAGUGUAACGCGGGCUGGACGGGUGAUCAUUGUGAUACUGACGUGAAUAAAUGUCAACAUAACCCUUGUUUACAUGGAGGCACAUGUCACAACCGUGUCGGUAAUUACACGUGUCAGUGUAACGCGGGCUGGACUGGAUGGAACUGUUCGAAGGAUGUUAAUGAAUGCAGUUUUAUGCCUCGUGUAUGCAAUAACCAUGGGACAUGUAUAAAUAAUGACGGUAGUUAUACAUGUAAUUGCGCGGCCGGAUGGACAGACUCACAUUGCUCUACAGACAUCGAUGAAUGUAAACAACACUUGGGUAAGAACAACGCCACCUGUACCAAUGUCGCCGGAGGCUAUAUAUGUCAUUGUAACCAAGGUUGGCAUGGAAGCACGUGUUCUGAGGAUAUAAAUGAAUGUGAAAACAACCCUUGUCAAAACGAGGCUACAUGUCACAACAAUGUCGGAUCUUAUGAGUGCAUGUGUACAGAUGGCUGGUCAGGACAUCAUUGUGACAAGGAUAUUAACGAAUGUAAACUCCCGAACCGCUGCAGCGGAAGUCAUACCUGUAGCAACUUCCCUGGUGGUUUCCUGUGUUCCGGUCGCACUGAGAGUACAACAUCAUACGAUUUGACUUCGAGCCACCCGUUUGUUUCACAAUCCUACGUCAGCUUCAUCAGCCUUGAAUGUUUUACAAACGUCUGGAAGAUUCGGAUAUACCUUCCAGAGCUUUACAAGCGCCACACAGACUUUGAUCCGACUGAUAUAUACCUCGGUAAGGCGGGCUGCGAGGGCUACCGAUCUGGUGACUACCUGAUUAUAAAUCAUCAGUAUAACGACUGUCUGACUCGCCAUACUCUCACUGCCAGAAGUGACGUGUAUAGCAAUACUUUGGUGUAUGCACUGAGAGAUGCCAAUUACGAGUUUAUCAUCAGAGACUACCGCUUCCGGAUAGACCUAGAGUGUCGCAUGAAUAUACACGAGACGGUGUCGCAGCAUUUUAUAGAGACACAGAACCAGGUUCGCACGCGCAGCAAUAAUCCACGUAUUUCUGGUCAAGGCCACUACGCUAUCUCUAUGACAUUUUACACGGACUUAAACUUCCUACAUCCACUGAUCGAUAACUAUGUAAUGACAAAUAACCCACUCUCGGCCGACAUCGGGGAGGACAUCUAUGUCAAGCUCGCCACACUCGUAUCCGACCCCGACGUCAAGAUGAGAGUAGACUCCUGCUACACUCUUCCCUCCCCUGGAGCUGGGGAAAAUCUGAAAUUAUACCUGAUCAGGAACGCGUGUGCUAGUGACAUCAGUUCACGUGUGCUCUACAUUACACCUCACGAGACCAGGUUUGUAUUUAGAGAUUUUGAAUAUUCGACUGAUCAGGACAACUUGUAUUUGUAUUGCACCGUCACCUUCUGUAACACUACGGACAAUUCGUCUGUUUGUGACCAACAAUGCCACCAAAGAAUGGUGCGGUCGAUCGUAACAGCGCCUCAGGGGUACCGAGCGAUGUUAACUACUUCCGGGGUCAUACCGCGACACAUCGGCCGUAGAAGAAAAGUGGCUGGUAAACCGGAUGUAGCAAACCCAAUCGGUCAGACGAAGAACAUCGGUAUCGAUGGUGAUAUAUUCACGAUCGCAGUGUUGGUAGGUAUGAUGGUGUUAUCAGUAAGUGCUGUUUUACUGAUGGUUCGACGCCGUUUGAACCGGGAAUCAGAAUAGUCACCAAAAGAUCACUUUUUUAGGGACAAACCAGGCAAUAAUAAUUGUACUUUUUGUUUUCCGUCUCUGAAAAUAAACACAUUUACAGAAUUAAAA